Messenger RNA from Seriola aureovittata, 3590 nucleotides. RefSeq names its product dachshund homolog 2-like. The record is from RefSeq and is a predicted model, not a curated record. The transcript is spliced from 12 exons. The coding region runs from base 321 to 2330 and encodes 669 amino acids. Lineage: Eukaryota; Metazoa; Chordata; Actinopteri; Carangiformes; Carangidae.
GGGCUGACCUGGAGUCUGAUCCAGUCGCGUUAACGCACAGACCGGACAGUCCGCUUUCCACGCACGGAUAACGAGCCUGAGAGCGCGUGUCGUGGAUACAGAGAGGAGAGAGUGGAGGAAGAGAGGAGGAAGAAAAAGAGGGAAAAGUGAAAGGACAACAAGGAGAAGAGACGCACAAGUGUUUUCCCAACUGGAAACAGAGAGAAGAAGAAAGUGUGUGAGUGUGUGUGAGAGAGGAAGAGACAGGAGGAGAGAGUGUGUGUGCGCCUUCACCUCUCUCCACUUCUUCCACCACCACCACCACCACCACCGCCUCCUCCAUGUCGCUCCCCGGCUCCCCUCCGCUCCUCACGCCGGGUUCGGGCACCCCAACUCCGGUCGCGCUCUACCGCUCGGCCCCGGACGCGCUCCACACCUCCGCCGCCUCCACCGGCACCUCGAGCCCGCUCACCAACUCCAACUCGCACUCUCACUCCCACUCCCUGUCCCCGUCCCCGCGGCUCACCAGCAGCAUGCUCAGCGCUUUCCUGCCCGGACCAGGGGGCGCGUUGGCCGGCUUGGGCAACGGCGGCGCCGCCCCGCUCGUGUCCGGUGGCGGUGCUGCUCUCGGUCCCCUCAGCGGGCUCGGCUCGCUCAGCACGGCCGGCCUGACCCCGGGCUCCCCCGGCUUAGCGCAGACCUCUUCCAGCCCGGGUCUGUGCAGCGAGUGCAAGCUGGUGGAGGUGCACGGCGUGAAGGUGGCCAGCUUCAGCGUGGACGGCCAGGAGCUCAUCUGCCUCCCGCAGGUGUUCGACCUCUUCCUGAAGCACCUGGUGGGCGGGCUGCACACCGUCUACACCAAGCUCAAGAGGCUGGACAUCACGCCGGUGGUGUGCACCGUGGAGCAGGUGCGCGUCCUGCGGGGGCUCGGCGCCAUCCAGCCCGGCGUGAACCGCUGCAAGCUCAUCUCCAGGAAGGACUUCGAGACGCUGUACCAGGACUGCACCAGCGCCAGCUCUCGUCCGGGCCGUCCUCCGAAGCGUUGUUCUGGUGCAGGGAUCCAGGAAAGCCCCAGGCUGCUGCACCCGGGCCUCCCCGGCCUGCUGUCCCCCAACCUGCUGUCCCACACCGGCCUGACAGCAGCUGCCAUGGCCGAACUGCAGAAGCUUCAAAAGAUGAAGAUGAUGAUGAGUCUCCAGAACGGCAACGAGUCGGACAACGACGACUUACACUCCAACACAGGAGGGAGUGAGUGCUCCUGGGAUAAGGAGCGUCUCACCAGCCCCCCUGCCGGAGCCCACGGUGGAGGACCGGGAGGAGGCGGAGGAGUACCGGUGGGAGGGGCAGGAGGAGCUGGAGGAGGAGGAGGAGCAGCGGCAGCAGCAGGUGGAGGUGGCGGGAGGGGGCCGGCCAUGGGAGCGGUCAAUCAACAGCAACUCCAACAGCAGCAACAGCUACUGGCUAACAGGUUGGACCUGCCCUUCAUGAUGAUGCCCCACCCUCUGCUGCCCAUGGGGUUGCCUCCUGCGUCUGUCGCCAUGGCGAUGUCCCAGAUGAACCACCUCAGCACUAUCGCGAACAUGGCCGCUGCAGCCCAGCAGAUACACACUCAUGUACACCGCGCACCUGUCAUCAAGGAGAGAGUGUGUGACAGUCCCUCUCUCUCUCCGUCUGUGGAUGAGACCAACACUCCUCUGCAGUCGCAGCCCAGCAGCUCUGCCUCCAGCUCGCCUGAAAGACUGGGAUUGGUGUCAGCUGAUGCAGAUGUUGCGCUGACCAACCCUGCUGCACCCAACAAGAAAAUAACAAAGGACAAAGAGGAGUCUUCGCUGGGACAAGCCCUGCCCCCCGGCUUCCCCGCUCCGUUCCUAUUCGCCGAUGGUUUGUCGUCAGUGGAGACCCUGCUCACCAACAUACAGGGUCUGCUGAAGGUGGCGGUGGAGAACGCCCGGGCGCAGGACAAACAGAUCCAGGCGGAGAAGAGGGAGCUGAAGAUGGAGCUCUACAGAGAAAGAGAGAUGAGGGAGAGUCUGGAGCGACAGCUGACCUCCGAACUGCAGAGCAGAGCCUCCAUCCAGAAGCGUCUGAAGAAGGAGAAGAAGGCGAAGAGGAAGCUGCAGGAGGCGCUGGAGUUCGAGUCCAAGAGGCGGGAGAGAGUGGAGGACGCUCUGAAACACUCGUCCUCGUCCUCCCCCUCCCCUGAGCCGCUGCACGCCGCCAACAACAACUCCAACAACGCCAAGAACGACGCUGCUGUAGCCGAGGAUAAACCUGAACUUAAUGGAAACCAGCAAGACAACGGCGCUGUACAAGAAUCCCGGCCGUUUCUGAAGACCCCCAUGAUGUUUUAGAGCACGGGACUCCGCCUCCAGAAAUCCCGCCCCCUUCCCACCCCAGCCCCCUGCACAGAAGAACUCCACCAGCCCGUUUCCACAGCAACCACGGCUUCCACAGCAGCCUGGAUCUCCACGGCGGCCUGGGUCACCACGGCGACGAUCUCCCCAGGCGGGAUUCUAUCUUUGCUACAAUGCGACCUUUUUCGACGUUGCUAAGAAACAAUGAGACUACUAAGAGACACGCCCCUCAUUUGGACUUAUUUUGGGGCCGUCUCUCUACCUUUUUCUUCUCUUUCUUCUUCUUCUUCUUUUUAGACAAACUUCACUCCAUUCAUUCCUCUUUUUCUCUCCCCGCACGGGGACUUCUCUCUCAUCCCGCGUUCGUUUCAAAAACUGAAAAGUAAAAAUCGUUACCGAGCGACGGUAAAGGGAAAAAGUCACCACGAGGCAAACGGACCGGACUGAUCAACGCGCUCUCAGAAUCGCCGCAAAUCAACUUGGUUCGGACAUUGUGUGGGGAAAACGAACACCAGAGAUCGAUUUGAUCGGACAGCUGAGACUCUUUAAACAGUCCCGUGACGUGAUGUGAUUGGCGGGACCAAACAAGUCUGUUUCUGAUUGGUGCUGACGAGACAGGAACGGUUUCAAGGAAGGACUCAACGUUCCUAUUUCUGUUUCUUUAAAGAAAAGAAAAGUUUUGCCCUGGAUUUAACGCAACUUCAGCCCACGUCAUUGGCUGGCCGGUCGACCCCCUCUGAUUGGACGGUAAUCGGUUACUCGGAGGCGCUCGGGACGAAGGAGGAAAGAAGGGGGUUUACAAAAGAAAAAAGAAGUGUAAAAAUAUUUGGAAGGAAAAAAAACAGAGGAAAACAACUUGGGAAGCUAUUUCUGUCUCUCAUGUUUCAUUCAUUUUUGUUUUCCGUACAGGGACUGAAAAGAAUGCAUGGGAAAACUUUUCUUAUGUUGUCAUUUGGUUUAUUUUAUCCUCCGUACACUCCUUACUUCCAACUCUCGUUAUCAUUUCCCUCUCUUCUAAUCUCUUUUCUACUUUGUUCCUCGCCCUCUUUUCUGUCUAUUCUGUAUAAAUCGGCUCCUCUUCCUCUUUUAUCUUCUCACUUUUUUUGCCUGAUUCCUCUCCUUCUCCUUUCUUCUUCUACAUCUGUUUUCCUUUACUUUCUCUCUCUCUCUCUCUCUCUCUCUCUCUCUCUCUCUAAGGAGGCAUUACUCUGAAAAUGUUGGAUGCAGCUUUUCAAUGUAUGAAGUAUUUUCUAUCAC